This is a messenger RNA of Drosophila hydei, 4073 nucleotides long. RefSeq lists its product as uncharacterized. The transcript has 5 exons. Gene Ontology annotation, molecular function: DNA-binding transcription factor activity; RNA polymerase II cis-regulatory region sequence-specific DNA binding. Bases 329 to 2470 code for a protein of 713 amino acids. NCBI's taxonomy places the organism in Eukaryota, Metazoa, Arthropoda, Insecta, Diptera, Drosophilidae. The record is from RefSeq and is a predicted model, not a curated record. Gene Ontology annotation, biological process: regulation of transcription by RNA polymerase II.
GUUCGUUCGUGCGCGUCGUCGACGCCAGCGCCAAUAAGCGGAAUAGGCAACGGCAGCGGCAAACGGCAUCGAAAAUCGGCAUCGAAAUCGGUAUCGAAAUUAAACGCGAGAGCGUACUGAUCGAAUAGAAUACGCGCGCAGUGAAAUUUCGAGGAAGCGUUGAGCAGGUGUUUCGCAAAAACAAUAACAACAACAAUACGAAACGCAUAAACAAAUGCAAUUGGCAACGUUCUAGGGAACGAAAAGUGAUACAAAACAUAAAUAGAGUGCGCGAAUAAGUGUCUAAAGCGUGUGAGUACCAGCACAUAUCUUUCGGAAGCCCAAUAAUAUGGCCGAAGCAAAGAUAAGCACAGCAGCCAGCGGCAUGGAGCUGGCCCUCAAAGGCACCGCUCACAGUGUGGGCGGCCUCAUUGUGGACAUGACGCCAACGACGGCCGCCCUGCUGCACCACAAUGCGCUGGCGCUGCGCAGCCUGAAGGAAGCUGCCUCCGAGGCGGAGCUGACGGAGGCGCAACGCUCGCUGGCAACGACGCCGACGCCGACGCCGACAAAUCUGAGCACUGGGCCACACUCGCCGCCAAUGACAUUCCGUUGCGAACGCUGCGAGAACUUCGAGACGAGCUCGCGGGCGACGCUGCUGCUGCACGUGGUGCAGUGCCUGGCCGGGCAGGUGGUGGCGGUGCGGCUGAAGAGCGAGCAGAGCGAUGAGCCCGAGAACAUGAGCGUCAGUCACAUGGAUAGCUGCAAGCAGGAGCUGGCGACAACAGAUGCUGCGGCGGCAGCAGCAGCUGCAGCGACGGCGGCGGCGGCGGCAAAUGGCGCCGGGUCGAGCUCCUCGGCCAGCUCCUCGCCUGCGGGCAACUCCUCCUCGUCGUCCUCGCGCAAGGUCUUCGAGUGCGAUGUGUGCAACAUGAAGUUCUCCAAUGGCGCCAACAUGCGGCGCCACAAGAUGCGGCACACGGGCGUCAAGCCCUACGAGUGCCGCGUCUGCCAGAAGCGCUUCUUCCGCAAGGAUCACCUGGCCGAGCACUUCACGACGCACACCAAGACGCUGCCCUACCAUUGCCCCAUUUGCAAUCGCGGCUUCCAGCGCCAGAUCGCGAUGCGCGCCCACUUCCAGAACGAGCACGUUGGCCAGCACGAUCUGGUCAAGACGUGUCCGCUGUGCAGCUAUCGGGCCGGGUCCAUGAAAUCGUUGCGCAUUCACUUCUUCAAUCGUCACGGCAUCGAUCUGGACAAUCCCGGACCGGGUGGCACUUCCUCGCUGCUGCUGGCACUCGAGUCGCAGGCCUCGGCAGCGGCGGCAGCAGCAGCAGCGGCAGCGGCAGCCGCGAGCUAUGCACAGCCGCAGGUGGCACAGGUGGCCCAAUCCCAGGCACAAUCGCAGGUGGCGGCCAGCCAUCAGAGUGAUAGCGGCGAAUCGAUGCGCUCCUUGGAGAAUGCCACGCCUCCCAUGCACUUUCUGACGCCACAUGUGGAGAUCUCAACGCUCAGCGAGAGCGGCAAUACGGAGCUGUUCAAUCUUAUUUGCGUUUUGCGUGAAUCUUUUCUUCAACAGGGCAACAACAACAACAACAACACAAAUAGCAACAACAACAACAACAGCAACAGCAGCAGCAACAACAACAACAAUAGUAGUUCAACUGAGCUGGAAUCAAAGGAUCAUUCGCUGCUCCUGGCGCCCCAAGAGCUGCCCAUGGACUGCAAAGCCACGCCCAUUACGUCGAGCAGCGGCUCGAACAAGAGCCACGCUCACCACCAUCACCAGCUUCCACAUCACCACCACCACCACCACCAUCACGAGAAUCACAUAACGCCUUCGAUUAGUCUAAUACCCAUCAAGCAGGAGCCGCUGCCGCUGGACGAGGCGGAUAAGAAGGAGUCGCUCGAUGGUGAUGCCAAUAGCGAUACGGAAAGUGCUGCCAACAACAACAACAACAACAACACUAAUAAUAACAACAACAAUAGCAGCAGCAACAACAACAACAACAGAAUCACCUCAUUGAUUAAGGUUUCGCCUCUGAAGUCACUUCUGCGUGAGGAUCUGAAGCGUCGCAUCUGCGCCAAGGCCAACAAUCGAAUCACGCGUAACGCAACGCCGCUGGAGCACGAGCUGCAGCAGACGAUGCUGAACGGGGCUGGCGGCGGUGCCAGUGGCGCCUCGGUGGGUGGCGCCACGGCCAGCACGCCGACAACGCCAGCGGGCGGCACACACAACGGCAAUCAGAGCUCAACGCCCAUUUGCAAUGGAACGAUCACGUCGUCGGGCCAGGAGAGCGACCUCCAGCUGAACCGCAAACUGAUUCUCACCUGCCACUUCUGUGGCAUCGAGUUUCCCGACGAGACGCUCUACUUUCUGCACAAGGGCUGCCACUGCGAGAGCAAUCCGUGGAAGUGCAACAUCUGCGGGGAGCAGCUCAACAAUGUUUACGAGUUCAAUGCGCAUCUGCUCAGCAAGAGCCAUCAAUAGCAGCCACAGUUUGGCAGCCACUGACAGCUGGCAGCCAAUUAGACGAAUAGUAGAUAAAUAAGCAAAGAUAUAUAUACAUAUAGAAUUGCAUAUAUAUAUAUAUAUAUAUAUAAAGUAAAUUUAUAGCUAAAGUUGGACAGUCACUGAUGCUGCAGAGGAACAUACAGAUAUCGAAGCUUGACAGUUUGACAGCCAUUGGCAGCUGGCAGAGUAGCUAGGCAGACAGGCAGUUAAACUACAGUUUGACCGUCACUGACGACAGCUGACUGCAAACCUCAAAAAAUCCAGAAAAAAUGCCAAAUAAAAACCUAAAAUGCAGCUGACGCUACAGUUCGACAGCCACUGCCAGCAGGCAGACAACUAAACAAAAUCUUCCAAAUAUAUAGCUACAGUUUGACAGCAACCAACAGUCAGAUCAGUUAUAUACAUAUAAGAAAAAAAAAGUAAAAUAUAUUUCCACAGCUCAGACUACAGUUUGACAGCAACUAAAAGUUGACGGCCAGCCAGAAAAAAAUCUAGAAAAAUUGGGAAAAAUCACAAACUGGCGUUACAGUUGGACAGUGACUGACUGCAGACAGCCAAGCAAAUAGUUUAGAAAAAUAAGUAGACACAAAAAUUGUCAAAUAUAUAGCAACAGUUUGACAGACACUGAACGUCAGCUUUAGGCAAAAAGCGAAAUUUAAGGCAACGGCAUGGCUAAGGCUGCAGUUUGACAGUCACUGACAGCUGCAAAUCUAGAAAAAUUGGCAAAUAUAGAAGAGAACAACACAAAAGGCAGCUGACGCAGCAGUUUGACAGUCACUGACAAGUGGAGAUGAACAACAAAUGUCUAUAGCUGCAGCUACAGUUUGGCAGUCACUCAGUGCAAGAAGCAAACGAUAUAUCUGAAAGCUCAAGGCUAAGGCAUCAGUGCAGGAAAAGAAGAAGAAGCAGAAGUAGAAGCAGAAGGAGAGGAAUCAAUAAAUAAUACGCGCUAGUUUAAAAGUUUAUUACAAAAGUAAAGCAAAAAAAAGUUUAUACAACAAAAAAAAAAACAAAACAAAAAAAAAAUACCAGAAACAAUGAGAGCUACGUAGUUACCUAAUCCCACACAACAAGCAAGAAGAAGAAGAAGCAGCAGCAGCAGCAGAAGCAGAAGCAGAGAAGAGAAGUUAGAGUGAAUGAGUUACAGUUUGAGAGUUCUUCAAAAGAGUUAUCAAAAGAAAAGCGUAGAAGGAGAAGAGGAGUAGAAGCAGCAGCAGCAGCAGCAGCAGCAGCAGUUCUAAAACCCAUGCGUAAAUCCUGUUAUGUAGUCUUAAAUAAAGCAAAUUUUUUAGUCUUUAGUCGAGUGUAAAAAUAAAAAGGAAAAAAACAACAGAAAAGGCAAUAAAUUUGACAGCCAGUUUAACUGGCAGAUGUUUUUAGUGCAUGCCGGCGACGCCAGAGGGCGCCACCUCCUUUUGUAAACUUAGGCAUUUCUUCGAUAUAUACAAGCAAGCAGCUAGGCAAGACAACAGAUAUAUAUAUAUACAGAUCAGAUAUAUAUAUAGAUAGAUAUAUAUACAGUCUAGGCAGUAUGUCUGUGCACACUUUUGUCCAUAUACUUCACAUAUUGACCAUAACU